Messenger RNA from Lathyrus sativus (Indian pea), 1350 nucleotides. NCBI's taxonomy places the organism in Eukaryota, Viridiplantae, Streptophyta, Magnoliopsida, Fabales, Fabaceae. The record is from the annotation of a GenBank genome assembly.
AUGGAAUCCAAUGGACUAGGUGGUGGAAUAUUUCCUAGUUCAACCAUAAACAAUGGAUAUAUAGGUGUAGAAAACCCUUCAAAACAACAACAAAAUUCUCACACUUUGCAUCAUCAUCAUCAUCAUCACCAAAUGGUUUCCUAUGAUCAACCCCAUCAAUCAAUAAAACAAAGCUAUCCUUCUUACUCAUCAAAAACCAUCAUGAACAACAAGGCACAGCAACAAAUCAACCUCAGUGAUGAAGAUGAGCCAUGUUUCGGAGCAGAUGAAGCCUCUGGUGGUGGUGAUCCAAAGAGAAAAGGGUCACCAUGGCAUAGAAUGAAAUGGACAGACACAAUGGUAAGGCUCUUAAUAAUGGCUGUUUAUUACAUCGGUGACGAAGCCGGUACUUCGGAGAUAGGUGUUGAUAAUAAAAAGAAAGUGAGUGGCUUGUUACAGAAGAAAGGUAAAUGGAAAUCGGUUUCUAAGGGGAUGAUGGAGAAAGGAUACUAUGUUUCGCCUCAACAAUGUGAAGAUAAGUUCAAUGAUUUGAACAAAAGGUACAAAAGGGUUAACGAUAUUGUCGGAAAAGGAACAGCUUGUAGAGUUGUUGAGAAUCAAAGCUUGUUGGAUAGUAUGGAUUUGUCUCCGAAACUUAAAGAUGAAGCGAGAAAGCUUUUGAAUUCUAAGCAUCUUUUCUUUAGAGAAAUGUGUGCUUAUCAUAAUAGUUGUGGCCAUGGGAACAAUACUUUGCAGCAACAGUCAUCGAACGAGACUCAACCACAGCAGCAGCAUCAACCGCAACAGCAGCAACAGCAACAACCUCAGCAGGAGCAGCAACAAUGUUUGCAUUCGUCGAACGGAGUAGGAAUGUUGAAACUGAAAGGAAAAAGCGGAGGAGGAGAAGAGGAAGAGGACGAAGACGAAGAGGAUGAAUGGGAGGAAGAUUCUGAAGAGGAGGAUGAAGAAUCAGGUGAAGAUGAGAAUAACGAGCAUUCGAGGAAGAAGUCGAGGAAGGUUUCGGUUUCGGUUUCACCGACGGCAAUGAUGCAACAGCUGAGUAGUGAAGUGAUGAACGUGUUGCAAGAUGGAGUGAAGAGUUGUUGGGAGAAGAAACAAUGGAUGAAGAAGAGGGUUGUGCAGUUGGGAGAAGAACAAAUAAACUAUCAUGUUGAAGCGUUUGAGAUUGAGAAACAAAGGCUGAAAUGGGAGAGGUUUAGUAGUAAUAAAGAGAGGGAAAUGGAGAGACAGAAGCUUGAAAAUGAAAGGAAGUGUUUGGAGAUUGAUAGGAUGGUUUUGUUGCUUCGGCAGAAGGAGGUUGAAUUACAGAAUACUCAGCAGAUGCAGCAGCAACAGCAUUCUUCUACUUAG